This is a messenger RNA of Nerophis ophidion (straightnose pipefish), 1612 nucleotides long. RefSeq lists its product as uncharacterized. Gene Ontology annotation, biological process: DNA integration. The record is from RefSeq and is a predicted model, not a curated record. Gene Ontology annotation, molecular function: nucleic acid binding. Lineage: Eukaryota; Metazoa; Chordata; Actinopteri; Syngnathiformes; Syngnathidae. The transcript has 8 exons. The coding region runs from base 163 to 1449 and encodes 428 amino acids.
AGUAGUCUGCGCAUGCGCACUGCUUGGGUAGUGAUCCUCCUGUGUAAACAGGAGAAGACUCUGCUCUUCUCUCAAAUGUUUACCGCGCUAUCUUCAACAAUGUUAUCGUGACUUUGUUACCCCACGCAUUCUCUGCUGUAUUCUUGUCCGCGCCUUGUGGACAUGCUGAGUGUGGACUCCUUGCAAGUGGCAGAAGAGGAGGUGGUGGACUCCAGCGCCACUAAACUGGGCGACAUUUUCACCCUCAUGGCCAAAGGCUGUUUCCCGCAGUCGAUGCUCGAUCAUCCCGUGCGGAAGAAGAACCUCCGACGAUAUUCAAAGAAAUUUAUCAUCGACGAUGGCAAGCUUUAUUACGUGGGCUUAAAGAAAGAGGAGAAACGAGAGGUGGUGAUCGAGGCUGAAAGGAAAAGACAGAUCUUCCUCGACUGCCACUUUAAUGACAUCGGCCAUCAUUUGGGUCAAAAGAAGACGGUCCACAGAAUUCAGAGGAAGUACUACUGGCUGGGAAUUAUUAAAGAUGUGGUGGACUGGAUUAAAGUAUGUGACAUUUGCCAGCACGCAGAGAGGAAUAAAAACCGGACGAGGACAGUUCGUCCGAUCCAAGUGGAUGCGCCGUGGGAUAUCAUUGGAAUUGACCUUAUAGGACCUUUUCCAGAGACCCAGCAAGGCAACACACAUGCGACACUCCUCAUCGAUUACUUCAGCAAAUGGCCCGAGGCGUUUGCGGUACAAAAGACCGACGCUGUGUCUGUCGCCAGAUGUAUUUCCAAAUGCAUGUCCAGGUUCGGCGCCCCUAAAACAAUGGUGUGCGCACAGAGCGCAGACUUCUGUGAUGAGGUGACAAAUCUGCUGUGUAACAGAUGGGGCGUCGUGCAGAAGGUCUCUCCUCUGGAUCAACCUCAGCUCAACCCGCUGCAUGACUGCACCAGUCCGUUGCUAAAGGAGGCCAUCUUUCAGAUGGUGACGGACAAGCAGGCGGAUUGGGACGACUUCCUGGACCCCGUGUUGUUUCUAUUCAGGACGUCCAUCAACCCGACGACAAAGUUCACUCCUUAUGCUCUCAUGUUUAACCGGAAGGCGAACACACCAAAACAGGCUACACUUGGUCCACUUGGAUAUGAUGAAGACUCAGACGGGUAUUCUUUCGAGGAGAAGGUUUCAACGUAUAUGACGAUAAUGCAGGAACAGCAGAACACUGUUAAGCAAUUGGUGAUAGCCAACAUGAAAGCAGCCUACAAAGAGGAGAAGAAGGACGUAAAACGAAGGUCACUAAACAAUCCCCUCAAUCUGCCCUUUUGUGCAGGGGAUAGCCCUCCCACGAAAAAAAUGAAAGAAGAGUGUUUAUAUUUGUCUUUCCCUGUGGAGACGGUGCUGGCCACCGAGCAAAGCAGCCCUGAAGAUGUAAAAACUGCGAUAACGUAUCACUUGUCUGAGUCUGACAUCCACUGAGUCUGUAAAAACUUUGAAACGGGCGUUAAGAGCUGCCGCAGGUUUUGGACGGGGGAAGACUGUAAAUUGUAAAAAGUUGUCUUGUUAUAAUUACCAGCCUUAAUUGCCUCUGCUGCUGUCCGUAAAAUCCCUAUCAAAUAUUGAAAUAAACUAAGUUAUUUCA